AUGGUCGGCGUGCGGAAGAGCAAUCGCUGUGACAAUUGCCGGAUACGAAAGAAAAAAUGUGACGAGAAGCGACCGUCAUGCUCAGAAUGUAUCCGUUCAGGCUGGACCUGUCCUGGGUACAAAACCAACCUGCCCUGGAGAUUCGUAGAUGAAGCCCCACGACUAGCCUCCCAGUAUGCGAGACGGAAAUACAUCUACGAUAGCAUUUCCUCAAACUUUGAUGAAGAUGAAGAUCAAGAUACAAACCUGAAAGGAGUCAUGUCCUGGAAGCGAGAGCAAAUCAAAUCUUCAAUCCCUAGAUAUCACGAGAUCAACCCCCUCGGACCAGCUUUCAUAUAUUGCCUGGACAGCAAAGUAAACGGAUCCUUGGUCUCUCUUCGGAUUUCCGGCUCGUGUUUUGAUUUCGUGCCCGCUCGAUUGGGGCAUAACGUUGCGCUCGAUGAUGCGGUAUCUUGUAUCUGCGCUAUCUAUUGCCGCAGACCCUCCAUCUCCUAUACUGCGGACCGGGAGAUUUACCAGAGCUAUGUCAAGGCUUUAUCGUCUUUGCGCGGGUGUCUGAGUGAUGCUUCUCUGCGGAUGGAGGCGGAGACACUUUGCGCGUCGAUUUUGCUGCAGAUGUGUGAGCUGGUUGUUAGUACGGGUAGAGGCGAUUGGGGAAGUCUGGCGCGUGGAACAGCGGUGCUGCUUUCCUCGAGGGGUGUGCAGCGGUAUUCAAGUGAGUUCGAGCUUGCGAUGCUUGAGUGCCAGCUACCGCAUGUCUUCGGGCAAUCCUUGAAGCUGAAAGAGCAUUGUUUUUUGAGUUCCCCGGAAUGGCAGAUGUUGCUACAGCAGGGUCCAGUCUGGCCAUAUCAUACGACGCAAGCUUCUUCACUGAGCUUGCGCACUCGCCUCAUAACCACCAUGUCGGAGAUGCCGAGCUUAGUUUCCUAUCAUUCCAAAGCCGGCGGGGAUGAGAUGUACCAUGAGUCAGGGAAAGAGGGAACUGAUUUGCUGAUUGAGAAAGCAAGAAGGAUGCUCAAGGGUAUAAAGAGCUGGCUGACACUUGAAGCUGAGCCCCUAUUCCUUUUCUCUUCUUCAUCUUCUCUUGAACCGCAAGGGUAUAUCAAUUACCCAGAUCUCCUCGUUGGCAUCGUAGAUUGCGUGGCGAACACAGCACUUGUCACCAUCGAUCGGAUCCUGCGCUCUCUAUAUAACACAAAGGUGGCAUCUAAUGUUCUUACGGGUGAGAACUUUGAACUGGGCGUAGAGUUUGAUGAGCCGGAGGUCGUGGAAGGUUGGCGUCGACGUGCGGUGUCUGCUUUUGAGUAUGUGAAGGGCGAGUCUGUGAUUGCCGCGAAACCACUUGACUUUGGG
Messenger RNA from Lachnellula hyalina, 1353 nucleotides. RefSeq lists its product as uncharacterized. Gene Ontology annotation, biological process: regulation of DNA-templated transcription. The record is from RefSeq and is a predicted model, not a curated record. The transcript is spliced from 4 exons. NCBI's taxonomy places the organism in Eukaryota, Fungi, Ascomycota, Leotiomycetes, Helotiales, Lachnaceae. The annotation marks the transcript as partial. Gene Ontology annotation, molecular function: zinc ion binding; DNA-binding transcription factor activity, RNA polymerase II-specific.